AUGCCUCCGCGGUGCUCCCACGUGUACGCCUUCUCAGACUCCUCUUCUCCUUCCGCUGCCUAAUUUACUUCCUCGAUGGGGACAUGUGACAUCUUGACACGGCCAUCCGGCUCGUAUUAAAGCAGGAGAACAACAACUAAACUCUGAUGCGCACACACUGCAGAUCCUUACCCUUACUCCCCUGCGAUCGAGCUGCUUGCUGUGAUCGUUCAAUCCCCACUCCAUCUGAAUCCAAUCCCGUCAGGUCAGUCUGCACUGCAGGCCGCCUCCGCUCCGAUCAGCCAUGGCGAACGCGGCGUCCGGGGUGGCGGUGGCGGAGGAGUGCACGGCGCGGUUCCAGGAGCUGCGCACGGCGCGCGCGCACCGCUUCGUGGUGUUCAAGAUCGACGACUCCCUGGAGCGGGUGGUGGUCGACAAGGUGGGCGCCCGGGACGCCGGCUUCGGCGACCUCACCGCCAGCCUCCCCGCCGACGGCUGCCGCUACGCCGUGUACGACCACGACUUCACCGUCGGCGACGCCACCGCGGGCGAGGGGCCGCGCAGCAAGAUCUUCUUCGUGUCGUGGUCCCCGGCGACGGCGGACGUGAAGAGCAAGAUGGUGUACGCGAGCUCCUGCGAGGGGUUCAAGAAGGAGCUGGACGGCGUGCAGAUCGACCUGCAGGCCACGGAGCCCAGCGAGCUCACCCUCGACGUCCUCAACGACCACGUCUCCUGAACGAUUGAUGCUACUCCGUAAUAAUAAUGUACACGUACGCCUACCUGUGUACAGCGUACGAUACAAGAUGUGUACAUGUGUGUAUCCAUGUACGUACGGGUUGUCGUGUUUGGAUUCUUUCCUGUGGAUUGGAUGUGUUCCUGAUAACUACAUGUUCUGUUACGUGCACGAAUAAAUUGACGAUUGGUGAUGGUCCGGCUUGGCUUUUAUUA
Molecule: messenger RNA, 927 nt
Organism: Panicum virgatum (switchgrass)
Lineage: Eukaryota; Viridiplantae; Streptophyta; Magnoliopsida; Poales; Poaceae
Product: actin-depolymerizing factor 3-like
Exons: 1
Coding region: 284-715 (143 amino acids)
Biological process (GO): actin filament depolymerization
Cellular component (GO): cytoplasm; actin cytoskeleton
Molecular function (GO): actin filament binding
Source: RefSeq, a predicted model, not a curated record